This is a messenger RNA of Ciona intestinalis (vase tunicate), 2710 nucleotides long. Its product is annotated as stress-70 protein, mitochondrial-like. Lineage: Eukaryota; Metazoa; Chordata; Ascidiacea; Phlebobranchia; Cionidae. Gene Ontology annotation, biological process: protein folding. Gene Ontology annotation, molecular function: ATP-dependent protein folding chaperone; ATP binding. The record is from RefSeq and is a predicted model, not a curated record.
CAGAAUAUUGUGUAGGUUUCUUCGUGCUUGCUUUAUUAAUUAUUUUCAAUAAAAAUGCUGAAUACAGUUUGUCGGUCUGUGCGCCUGCAACAUAAAAAGUUAGUUCAAGGUCUCCACAGAGGUUAUCACGUUCAAUCACAUAAUGCAACAUUGCCUAAUCGUUUUAUCGGCCGCUCCUUUGCAUCCGAAGCAGUGCGAGGAGCUGUUGUUGGAAUUGAUCUUGGAACGACCAAUUCAUGUGUUGCUGUGAUGGACGGGAAACAAGCGAAAGUACUUGAAAAUGCUGAAGGAUCUCGAACCACUCCAUCUGUAAUUGCGUUUACCCCAGAAGGAGAGCGACUUGCAGGCACACCAGCUAGAAGACAAGCAGUGACCAAUCCCGGUAAUACAUUUUAUGCAACCAAGCGUCUUAUUGGUAGACGAUUUGAUGAUGCCGAAAUACAAAAAGAAUUAAAAACCUCUACUUUUAAAAUUGUCAAAGCAACUAACGGCGAUGCUUGGGUUGAAGGAACAGAUGGCAAGCGUUAUUCUCCAUCGCAGAUCGGCGCCUUUGUUUUAACAAAAAUGAAGGAGACUGCAGAGAGUUACCUUAAUCAACCAGUCAAAAACGCAGUAGUAACAGUUCCGGCUUACUUUAAUGAUUCUCAACGUCAAGCUACAAAGGAUGCCGGCCAGAUUUCUGGGUUGAAUGUUCUACGUGUUAUCAAUGAACCUACAGCGGCUGCCCUUGCUUAUGGCAUGGAUAAGUCAGAAGAUAAAAUUAUAGCCGUGUACGACCUUGGUGGUGGUACCUUCGAUAUUUCAUUGCUUGAAAUUCAGAAGGGUGUGUUUGAAGUAAAGUCAACAAAUGGAGAUACUCUUCUUGGAGGUGAAGAUUUUGACAAUGUUCUUGUAGAGCAUUUGGUGAAAGAGUUUUUACGUGAUCAAGGUGUGGAUUUAAAGAAAGACAAAAUGGCGAUUCAGAGGGUAAAGGAAGCAGCUGAAAAAGCGAAAAUGGAACUCUCAUCGUCGUUACAAACUGAUAUCAACUUACCAUACCUUACCAUGGAUGCAAGCGGCCCAAAACACAUGAAUUUGAAAAUGUCGAGAUCCCAGUUGGAACAACUUGUUGGUGGAUUGAUCAAACGUACUGUGCAACCGUGUGAAAAGGCCAUUCAAGAUGCAGAAGUGUCCAAGAGUGACAUUGGUGAAAUUAUUCUUGUUGGUGGCAUGACCAGGAUGCCUAAGGUUCAGUUCACUGUUCAAUCUAUAUUUGGAAAGCAAGCCAGCAAGGCCGUGAAUCCUGAUGAAGCUGUAGCAAUGGGGGCUGCCAUCCAAGGUGGUGUGCUUGCUGGAAAUGUUACGGAUGUCCUUCUACUUGAUGUGACACCUCUGUCCCUUGGUAUUGAAACUCUCGGCGGCGUUUUUACUAAAUUGAUCACACGUAACACUACAAUUCCAACUAAAAAAAGCCAGGUCUUUAGCACCGCUGCUGAUGGUCAAACACAAGUAGAAAUUAAAGUCCAUCAAGGUGAAAGAGAAAUGGCUCUUGACAACAAAAUGCUCGGACAAUUCCAACUCGUCGGUAUUCCACCAGCACCCCGCGGUGUCCCCCAAGUUGAGGUUACUUUUGAUAUCGAUGCCAACGGCAUUGUGAAUGUGUCUGCCAAAGACAAGGGAACUGGAAGAGAACAGCAGAUUGUAAUCCAAUCAUCAGGAGGACUUAGCAAGGAUGAAAUUGAAAACAUGAUCAAACGAGCAGAAGAGUAUGCGGAGGAAGAUAAACAGAGAAAAGAAAAAGUUGAAAUUGUCAAUCAAGCAGAAAAUGUUAUCCAUGACACAGAGACCAAAAUGGAAGAGUUCAAAGAUCAACUUCCACAGGACGAGUGUGAGCAGAUCAAGGAAGAGAUCACCAAAGUGCGCGAGAUCCUUGCCAACAAAGACACACAGUCGGUUGAAGUAAUUCGUGAAGGCUUCUCCGGUUUGCAACAAAAGAGCUUGAAACUUUUUGAAAUGGCGUAUAAAAAGAUGGCUGCUGAGAAAGAACAAAGUGGAGGAAGCUCGGAAAGUUCUUCGCAAGAAACUUCUUCAGAUUCAUCAGAUGACCAAAAAAAGCAACAGCAAUAAAAUAAACUAUUUUUAAAAUUCUUCCACUUAAGAAAUCCAAUAUGUUGUAUGACGCUAACCAUGGCAUUUGGUGUACAAACUAUCAAACAACCUGUAACUAUCACUUAAUUUUUACCAAUUGCAAAAGUUGGAUGUUGGCUUUGCUUUGGGUGUACUUUUUCAUUUCUCACCUGUACUUAAAAGUGCACUCACACAAAUGGUUUAUUCUAUAGUGUUAAAGCUGCUUUUUACUGUUAAAGUUUCAAUUGUUUGAACAGUUAUACCUUUGUUUUAAAUACAAAGUAGUUCUCAUGUUUAUAAGAAAAAGUCAUGGUAUCACGCUACCUAUUAAAUUAUCCACAAAACAAAAUACAAUCACCAAAUUAUAUUUUCCUAUUCGAAUUUGCAACAGUGGUAGUAUUGUGUACAUGGUUAUAUUUUAUUUGAUUCAACGCCAAAACCAGAAAUACGUUUCAUUGUAUUUAGUGUAUAAAAACUUUUUGUUGCAAGAAAUUGGUAAUUACUCUUAGUUCACAAUAAGUCCACAAAAUAUAAGAAUUUAACACACAACUGUUGUAAAUCUAAUGUUGGCCAAUUUUGUAAACUCUUUUCAACUGUAAUUUAG